AUGGCAAACAGGCACCUGGUUCACUUCGCCGACCAUACCAUCCAAGUAACAGUGGCGGAUAAAGCCGCUGCCUUCGAUGAGUGGUUGAAUGAAGUGCUUUCGCUGUAUCCCGGAGAACGUUUGAUCGUCGGCUUGGACUGUGAAUGGAAGCCUAACCUCGACGCCUCAAAGAUCAACAGAACGGCCACAUUGCAGCUAUGCGUGGACACCAAGUGCCUCAUACUGCAACUCUUUUACAUGGACCGCAUUCCUCAGAUAUUGGAGGCCUUCCUCAACGAUUCCAACGUUACCUUUGUGGGGGUCGAGGUUGAUGACGACGUGAUGAAGCUUCGGAGUGAAUAUGGUCUCGGAUAUUGCAACACAUGUAACACUGUUGACAUUCAGCAGUUGGCUAUGUCGCGCUGGCCGUUGUUGUAUUACCGUAAACCUGGGUUGAAAGCUCUUGCUAACAGAGUUGCAAAUCUUCCUAUGGAGAAGCCGUUGCAUGUUUGUCGGAGUAACUGGGAGGCUAGGGUUCUUGAUGAGAAGCAGAUUGAGUAUGCUUGUAUUGAUGCCUACGCUUGCUACAGAAUUGGCCGCAAGCUACUGAUCGGGUACUAG
Diospyros lotus (date-plum) is the source of this 600-nucleotide messenger RNA. Its product is annotated as 3'-5' exonuclease-like. Gene Ontology annotation, molecular function: nucleic acid binding; 3'-5' exonuclease activity. NCBI's taxonomy places the organism in Eukaryota, Viridiplantae, Streptophyta, Magnoliopsida, Ericales, Ebenaceae. The transcript has a single exon. Gene Ontology annotation, cellular component: nucleus; cytoplasm. The record is from RefSeq and is a predicted model, not a curated record. Gene Ontology annotation, biological process: nucleobase-containing compound metabolic process. Bases 1 to 600 code for a protein of 199 amino acids.